Laetiporus sulphureus 93-53 is the source of this 763-nucleotide messenger RNA. RefSeq lists its product as uncharacterized. The record is from RefSeq and is a predicted model, not a curated record. The transcript has 3 exons. NCBI's taxonomy places the organism in Eukaryota, Fungi, Basidiomycota, Agaricomycetes, Polyporales, Laetiporaceae. Bases 93 to 752 code for a protein of 219 amino acids.
GUCGUCCUCCCGAACAGAGUUGUUUAGCCUUUCGUUCACGCCCUUCGUUUAAAUCCCCCACGACCAGUAACGCUCUCCAAGGACCUCCGACCAUGAUCUUCGCCCGUGCUGCCGUCGUCCUCACCUUCGCCGCCUCGGCCUUCGCCUACACUGUCACCCAGCCCUCCAACAGCAGCGGCUGGAAUACCAGCGGCCCCAACACCGUCAAGUGGUCGACGGUCUCCACCGAUGCAUCCAACAUCACCAUCGUUCUCGACAACCAGAGCGAGACCCCCCAGUACUCUGAAGUGCUUGCAACUGAUAUCCAAGGAAGCCUUGGCUCGUACACCGUGAACCCUCCUGAUGGCGGGUGGAAGUCGGGAACCGGCUUCCGCGUCAACCUCGUCAAGUCGGAAAGCGAGGAAACAACCAUUUACGCCCAGUCGGAUGACUUCACCAUUACCGAGAGCACCUCGAGCACCUACUCCAGCGGUUCGUCCACUGCGACAAGCUCUACGGCCUCGUUUUCAUCCACUGGGUCAGUAUCUGUUACCUCUUCGUCGUCCGGUUCUUCAUCCGGUUCUUUGUCCGGUUCAUCCGCUUCCACUUCUUCUGGUGCUUCUGCUUCUGUCGCCAGUUCUGCUUCGUCCGGUUCCCACACCGCGACUGGCUCAGCCAGCAGCACUUCUUCCUCCAGCGCUGCUGCUGCAGGCAUGGGUGUCCAGACUGGCCUGCUCAGCCUGCUCGCCCUCCUUGGUGUCGCUCUUGCCUAAAUGACCGCUCC